Messenger RNA from Zymoseptoria tritici IPO323, 669 nucleotides. RefSeq lists its product as uncharacterized. Lineage: Eukaryota; Fungi; Ascomycota; Dothideomycetes; Mycosphaerellales; Mycosphaerellaceae. The record is from RefSeq and is a predicted model, not a curated record. The transcript has a single exon. Bases 1 to 669 code for a protein of 222 amino acids.
AUGUACUCUGCAGUCACCGCCCUUGGCCUCCUCUCUCUCCUCCUCCGCCUCGCCGCCGGCAGCCCAACCUCACCAGCGGCCCACACCACCAAACUCGUCACCUUCGAGGACGCACCCGUAUCCACCAACCCUCUUUCCGUCCUCUUGCCUGAAGUCAACCCUGUCGGCAACUACAAUGGCCUCUCCUGGUCAGGCUUCGUAUUCGCCGGCGGCCAGGGGCCCAUCGUGACCGGCGUCAUUCCCCACUCGGGCAGCCACUUCGCUGGCUAUGGUUUAGGCAGUGGAGCGCAGGGUCUCUUUGGCGCCGCAGUGCUCACCCCCUUGCCGCCUUACAAGACCUUCUCGAUGACAUCGCUGUACUUCGGAUGCGUUGCCAACACUGUGGUGGCGGUGCCCGGCGCCGUGGUGGGCAUACCCGCGCCCUGCCAGGUCGCGUUCAUCGCUUACCUACCUGGGGACGCUACGCCGCGAUACGAGGUACCGGAAUCGUUUGGAGUGAUGAAUUCCCCGACGAUGAAGAUGACGCAGGCAAAGUUUACCGGAGAGCAAUUGGCCGGGGUCGAGAGGGUAGAGAUUGUGGUGUACGACAAUGGACUCCCUGACGGGUCGGUGGUGGCGGCGUUGAGUGCGCUUUUGGUGGACGAUGUGGCGUAUACGCUGAACAUGUAG